Molecule: messenger RNA, 417 nt
Organism: Heterostelium album PN500
Lineage: Eukaryota; Evosea; Eumycetozoa; Acytosteliales; Acytosteliaceae
Exons: 2
Coding region: 1-417 (138 amino acids)
Source: RefSeq, a predicted model, not a curated record
AUGUUAAUUGAAUGCAGAUUUUGUUUGGAGGAAUUGGAAGUUCUUGAAGUUCCUAAGAUCAACCACAACAACAACAAGAAAGGAGAGUCCUCUUCGGAUGAAGAGGAUUCAAAUGGUGCAGAAUUGUUUCCCUCCAGUCCAGAGUCAACAAAGAAAUCAUCGUCGGAUUUCGGUGGAUAUCUAGAGUUGACACCAGUUUAUCAGUCAAAGAGAAAGAGAAAGGAUAUUGGAAACAGAUUGGUACGUCCCUGUGCAUGUAAGGGAACUCAAGACAUACAAUACGGACAACAACCACAACCACAACUACAACCACCACUUCGUCUUCGGGAUACUCUUCGUCUUCCUACACUGUUUCCACCUCUAGCUAUUCAUCGUCUCACUUCAACUCCAAUCCAACUACGUCAGCGCCUCUCAUAA